This is a messenger RNA of Phyllostomus discolor (pale spear-nosed bat), 3128 nucleotides long. RefSeq names its product NEDD4 binding protein 2 like 1 (gene N4BP2L1). The transcript is spliced from 5 exons. Lineage: Eukaryota; Metazoa; Chordata; Mammalia; Chiroptera; Phyllostomidae. The coding region runs from base 1058 to 1780 and encodes 240 amino acids. The record is from RefSeq and is a predicted model, not a curated record.
UUUUGUUUUAGAAGAAUAUUGCUUUUCUUCACAAUUCCUUUUCAAAAAUUUCAUACCUUAGCUUGCAGAGAUAAAAUGUUUUCACAAUAAUAUUGGAUUUUUCCAGGAUGGUGUUAAUUUUUAAUAGCGUCUCUUUUCAGUCUGUGCAUCUUGAAAUUUGGUUCGGAAGACAGGACCUCUCCAUUGGUUUCGAGUGUGCAAUACUGGGGAGUACUAUGGUGACCAAGCGACUGGCGCUCAGCAGUUCCCAAACUAGCAUUUAAUUCUGGACACUUUUCCAUAAAUGGUUUCAGUAGACUGCUUCUUCCCUGGGGGCUGAAAUGGGUCCCAGACAGGCCACAUCUCCCCAGGUGACAGCAGAACACGGCCCUGUGUGGUAGCGCUUCCUUCUCGGGAGACCUAGUUCAUGUUACUGUGCACAGAUCAGUCUGAAUGUUGAGGGGUGCUUUUUCUGAAAAAGAAAUUUAAAGUUAUGUAGGAGGCAGCAAGGCUUUCUAAGAAUAUUUUUGGCAGGCUGAUAAAGAAGGAUAAAAAAAAAAAAGAAAAGAAAUGAUACAGGCCUGGGAGAGUAGUGCGAGCCGUUGGGACGCCGCCAGAUUCUGGCGUACGCAACUGAGGAAGACAAUGGCCUUUACUGUUACUAUUCAAAAACGCUGUCUACGUCCUUCAAUCGUCAACUAAAAUUAUCUCACUUUCAAAGUCCAGACCCCCGGACUGUGGGUCGGGGGGAGGGCCUGGCUUCCAGGCAGCCAAACAUUAUCCCAGUGUCCUCGGCGGUCCUCCCCUGCGGAGCUGGGUACUGGGGAUGGGGAGAGGUGCGUAGAGCCGGGGCGCGUGGCCCGCCUUUCCCGGCUGUCAGUCUCGGGGCCACUCCAGCUUCCAGGUGGGGACGCCCCCUCCCCCGCAGCGCAGCUCCGCGGGCGGGGAGGAGGGGCUGGGCUGCGAUUGCCCGCCCCUCUAUCUAUCACAUGGCCGGAGCGCCACAAAAACAACAGCUUUGGCCGUGGCUGGGAUUUCAGGACAGGAAACCAGGGGCCCCUGCUACAGCCCCCACCCCAUGGAGGAGAGUUUUCUCGAAUCCUUUGGGAGGCUGAGCCUCCAACAGCCGCAGCCUCGGCCCCCGGCCCCGCCGCCCCCGCGUGGGACACCCCCGCGCCGACACAGCUUUAGGAAACACCUCUACCUUCUGCGAGGCCUCCCUGGCUCGGGGAAAACAACACUGGCCAGACAACUGCAACAUGACUUCCCCAGGGCCCUGAUUUUCAGCACCGAUGACUUCUUCUUCAGGGAAGAUGGUGCCUAUGAGUUCAAUCCAGAUUUCCUAGAGGAGGCUCAUGAAUGGAACCAGAAAAGAGCAAGAAAAGCAAUGAGGAAUGGCAUAUCCCCCAUAAUUAUUGAUAAUACCAACCUCCACGCCUGGGAAAUGAAGCCUUAUGCAGUCAUGGCACUUGAAAAUAACUAUGAAGUUAUAUUCCGAGAGCCCGAGACUCGCUGGAAAUUCAACGUGCAAGAGUUAGCCAGAAGAAACAUUCAUGGAGUCCCAAGAGAAAAAAUACACCGAAUGAAAGAACGGUAUGAGCACGAUGUUACCUUUCACAGUGUGCUUCAUGCGGAAAAACCAAGCAGAGUGAGCAGAAGCCAGGACAGGAGCAGCGCAUCGCCUCCCAACAGGGCAGGACACUGGAAUCCUUACGCAGAGUUCCCAAACCGGAGGGCUCCCGGGGGCUCCACACAUGAGAGCUCCUUUAACAGAAGGGGGGGCAGUCACCAUGGGUAUUAGAGGCCCAUCUUACAGGCAUUCCUAGUUUUCCUAAAUCAGUUUUUACUUCGAUUUUUGGUAUUUAGUCUUUGUUCAGUUUUAGUCAGAGCUCUAAUUCCAGUGUAAAUAGUUGAACUUGUACGUUUUUAUGUAGAAGUCACCACAUUCAUCUUCAAGAGGCAUUUGUUAAAGUGAUUCUCUAUGCAUGGUCUGAUGCUGGGAGUUCUGCAGUUUCAUUAAACCAACUCACUCUCCAGGGAAAGAACUACUUUCAAGCUGAACCCCAAGAACAUACGUAAGAACAUAAUCCAUUAAUCACAUAGGUUCAUAAAAUAAAGUGUUUAUAGUAUAUAUAAGCUUCAGUACUACUUUCUCUGAAGUAAUUUGUUUUUUUCAGUAAUUCAUCUCCAUCAGGAAAGUUGGAAACGUGGGAGGAGUGAGAGGCAGGAAAAGUUUUAGUGCCAUUGAUACUUUUUAAAUCUGUUUAUCCAAAAAUGUGAGAUGUGUGGCUGUAAUGAUGAUAUUGAUUUUCCUUUAGAGUGAAUAUACUAGAAAGUAUACAUCUAAGGGCAUACUGUCCUUCAAAGUAGACACUUUGGGAAAUUAUUCCUUUAUUCUAGUGACAAAUCAUUGUUAAAAAUGUCUGUCAAAGCCUUCUUAAUACAAGCUACUGAGGAAAACCAGUGUCGUUAUUUAAAGUCACUAUUUAUAGUCUUGUGUUUUAACUACCACUUCAUUGAACAGGAUUAAACCUAAAUAACUUUUGGCUGUUGUGCUAAUAGCAUAAAUAAAAGAAGCCUCCUUUAUGAAACACUGAUUUUUAAUCUGAAUCAUUAAGCAGUUAAAAAAAUUUUCCUUAUAUGUGUAAUUAGUUGGCAGCCCCAGUGUUUGGAGUGAAAGGAAUUAAGCAUCCCAGGAUAUAGGUCAGAGAUGGGUAUGUGAAAGGCACGCUAUCAGAUGAGCAGUCUUGGUGUUUUACAUGGCAUUGACAAUGAAAUUCAACCACAACUCUGGAAUGUCCCUCUUCUACCAAUAUGAAUUUGUGAAUCCAAAUUAAAUCUCAACAGGUUGGAAUCAGAUUAAUUUGGUGUGAGACUGACAGUUAAGACUAUGUAGGAUGUGUGUUUUACUUCCUGUUGGCCAACAGCUUCUUGCUAACGUUCUGUGAAGUUAUUAUUUUAAGUGUCUUAUAUAAUGGUGCUUUUUUGGUUAUUAAAAAUUAUACACGGUGUUGCUUUAUAUGGAUUUGUCAUUGAAUCUAAGCCUUUUUUGUUCAAUAUAAAAAAUUUAAUUACCUAAAUCCCACAGAAUACCAUAUUGAGAACCAAUUUUUAUAUCAUAAAUUUACCAAUCUUCUUUAAUAAAUAGG